AUGGCCACCCCGACCGCUUUGCCGCCGCUUCCCUUCAACCCGUCGCGUGUGCGAUCAUACUUGUUGCGGUUGCCGCUAUUCACGCGCCUGGUGCUGCUAGUGAUUCUUGUUUUUUGGCUGCUGGAGUUCCAAACUGUUUGGAGUGUGGUGCAAUGGGGAUCCCUGAUCCCCGACGAGAUCAAUUUGGGUACCAUGUACCGCUUGAAUACCUAUCCUCUCAUCCACACCGGAUUCUUCCACGCGGCGUUGAAUACCAUUGCCCUGACACCGCUCUUGGAGCGCUUCGAGGCGGAACAUGGCACCCUUACUGCCAUCGCCCUAUUCCUCGGACCGUUGUCAACUCUUCCCGCAGGUCUUUACCUCUUGAUUGAGAAAGUGAUCUUGCAUAUGAAUACCCCGGUUGUCGGCUCAAGUGUCUGGGUAUUCAUGCUUUUGGGUUCCGAGGCCAUUCGGACAUUCAAGUCCCACCCGUACUUCAGCCUCGGCCCGUAUAAGAUUCCCACCUGGACAUCGCCUCUCUUUGCCUGCAUUGUACUGUCCAUUCUUGUCUCCAAUGUGAGCUUUUUGGGCCAUCUUUGUGCAAUUCUCGUGGGCUACCUCUUUGGCCUUGGAUACCUCAAGGUCUUUGUGCCCCCAGAGAAGGUCCUUCGAUGGAUCGAAGGCAAGCUCAACCUCUUGGGCCGCCUGCCCCACUAUGUAUCGGUGGACCAGAAGACAUAUGGCCGAUACGGGGUACUCCCAUCCUCCAAUGCCGCAGGCACCGGAAACCAAACUCCCUUGAGCUACUUGGGAACUACGCAGCGCUUGGGCUCAUAA
Penicillium verhagenii is the source of this 816-nucleotide messenger RNA. RefSeq names its product rhomboid protease family protein RBD2 (gene rbd2). Gene Ontology annotation, cellular component: membrane. The transcript has 6 exons. The record is from RefSeq and is a predicted model, not a curated record. Lineage: Eukaryota; Fungi; Ascomycota; Eurotiomycetes; Eurotiales; Aspergillaceae. Bases 1 to 816 code for a protein of 271 amino acids. Gene Ontology annotation, molecular function: serine-type endopeptidase activity.